UAAACCCUCUUCCUUCGCUUCUUUGCAAUUCCGACCGAAACUCACGAACUGUGAACUUUUACCGCCGGAAUCUCUAUUCAUGUCGGGCGUUUUCCGAUCAGCUCACCGGGAGAUUCGUUCUUCUUACAGUAGAAUCUUCAAUCCUCGAUUAUGGCGCCGCCAUUGUUCUCCUUCACGAAGCACCAUCAUCUCGACGUCGCUCUUCACCAGGCCAUUUGUUUCCGCCGCUAAUCCCAAGUCUCCCUUCGACGCCAUCGCUCUCCGAGUACUUCGUAACGAGAUCGAGUAUCAGUCCAAUUACGCUCCUCCCCAUCAGCCUGUAACGAAGUUCAAUUCAUUUUCGGUUGAAGACCGACCCGGCGAACAGUGGAUCACAUUGAGAGGGAAAUUUAUGGACACAGAAGAAAUUAAAAUCGAAGCGACGAUGUUCGAUGGCUGUGAAACUGUUCCUAGACCUGGAGACGACAGCGAUGGCGAGGAGGACCUCCGUCUCCAUAUUAGCGUGCUUGUCGACAUUUCGAAGGGUGAUGGUUCCGACGAUUUGGAGUUUAUGUGCUCGGCAUGGCCUGAUUUUUUGGAGGUUCAGAAAGUAUAUGUACUUCGGCGAGAUAGAAUGCUGGCAAGACCAUUUAUGGGUCCUGAUUUUAGGAAACUGAGUGGUGAGAUUCAGACGAAAUUUCGUGAGUUUUUAGCAGAACGAGGGAUAGAUAACGAGCUUACUCUAUUUUUGCACGAAUUUAUGAUGAACAAAGACAGAUGUGAACUUAUUCGGUGGUUGGGAACUGUCAAGUCUUUUGUGGAAAGAUAAAACACACGCUUCAUCAAACAUUGUUGUUUCCAUUUUUUAAGGUAUUCAAAAUUAUGCUCUCUUUCUCUA
Momordica charantia (bitter melon) is the source of this 877-nucleotide messenger RNA. RefSeq names its product Mitochondrial glycoprotein family protein. Gene Ontology annotation, cellular component: mitochondrial matrix. NCBI's taxonomy places the organism in Eukaryota, Viridiplantae, Streptophyta, Magnoliopsida, Cucurbitales, Cucurbitaceae. The record is from RefSeq and is a predicted model, not a curated record.